AUAUGUGAAUACAUUCAGAAGUUUUGGAUAUUUAAUUGGAUCACUUACGGGACUUCUCUAUGUAUAUCUAAACCGACAGUUUGUGUUAAUAAUAAUGUCUGCGGCGGUCACUGUCUUCUCAAUAUUGAUGCCAAUGAGUCAUGAAUUGUGGCAAAUAUACAUAUUUGCAAUGUUCAACAAUAUAGGUAUCGGUGCUUUUGAAUCGGGAACUACCACUUGGCUUAUAGAGAUGUGGCAACAAAAUAGCUCACCUGUGCUUCAAUUGUCGAAAGCAUUUUGCGGUUUGGGCACCAUUUUUGGGCCAAUGCUCGACACGCCUUACAUUUUGGGUAAAAUAACUCCCGAUAAUCAAAAACUGGGUAAUUAUACAUCACGUGAUGACGCAAUUGAUGCAUAUAAUGAAGGSUUGGAUCGUAGGCCACAAUUGGAAAUACCAUAUUUGGUGGGCGGACUCAUUGAAUCAAUAAUCCCAAUUUCGUUGAUCAUAAUGUUUAUCUUUAAGAGAUAUCAAUUUAACCCGAAAGAUAUGGCGCCCAACAUACAGGUGCCACCCGAUAGUAGAAGGGCAACAUUACACAGUAUAAAAGAGUUCACUAUACAGGAGCCUAAAGUAAAACAGUCACCUGUAAUGAAAUGGACAUUUGUUGCACUGAUAGCCUUUAGUCUCAGCACAUACGGUGGCUUUGAAAUGCUGCACAUUAUCUACAGUCCCACAUACUAUCAAUACAUACCCCUAAAGUUGUCGGCGCAAAAAGCGGCAGAGAUAUUGUCAGUCAGUUCAACCACACUAACCAUCGGGAAACUCAUAUCGGCGUUCAUAGCCCUGAAAGUAAAAGCACAUAUCAUGAUAUCGUAUCACAUUAUUAUAUUAGCUGUUUCAAUGUGUAUCCUAUAUUUUGGCCAAAACUCUGAGCUUAUGAUAUGGAUCGGUAAUAUACUUAUUGGGUUCGGGUUUUCCUGUGUAUGGCCCGCGUAUUUCCAAUUUGGUGAAGAUUUUGUAGGUCUGACCGAUGCUAUUACAUCUAUAUUUUCAUUUGGUUCACAAAUAUUUCCUUUAUUAUCGCCAAUCAUUUGCGGACCACUUAUUGAGAAAAAUCCAAAUGUGUUUUUGUUGCUUGAAUUGGCAUAUUUUGCCACAACUUGUCUUAUAUUUUAUAUGUUUGGUGCAGUUAUGGUUGACCUGAGAUAUAUGUUUCACACGACAACUACUCUUAUAUCGUAUACCAAUACUUUUGGAAGUGUGGGUUAUAUGAUUGGAUCAUUUGUGGGUUUUGCGUACAAGUAUGUGAACCGACAAUUUACACUAAUAUUUAUGUCGGCACUUGUAGCCGUUUUUGGUUUGGUGCAACCUAUGUGCACACAACUAUGGCAGAUCUACCUGUGCUCUAUGCUAUUCAAUAUUGGUAUUUCAUCUUUUGAUACGGGAACUACCGUAUGGGCAGUGGAAAUGUGGCAACAAAACUGUGCACCAGUACUUCAAUUGGCCAAAGCUCUCGGUGGCAUCGGUAUGGUUAUAUCACCAUUACUGACCAAACCAUUUAUAUUGGGUCGGGUAACCCCCGAUAAUUCAACACUCAAAACAUAUCUACAAAACAUCACAAGUACUGCUACGGGCGAUGAGGCCAUCGAUGAAUACAAUUAUUCAUUAGAGAGAAAAUCACAAUUAGAGAUACCAUUCAUAAUAAGCGGUGCACUUAACUUAAUCGUUCCCAUUUCAAUGGCACUGAUGUUUGUAUUCAAAAGAUAUUAUUACGAGGAAAAUGAAUUGAACAGUCAUUUGGGUGAUACUAAAGGUGUUGUUCCAGAGGGUAGGCGUUCAACAGUUCACAGUAUUAAAGAAUAUACAAUAAAGAAACCAACAGUAGAACAGACACCUCUCAUGAAGUGGACAUUUGUGUUACUUAUAGCCACAAGUUUGAGCACAUAUAAUGGUAUGGAAAGUCUGCAUUUAGUAUACAGUUCCACAUAUUAUCAAUACAGUGGAGCAAAAAUGACUGCACAGACAGCGGCCGAUGUAUUGUCGGUAAUGAACGCCGCCCUAACAAUAGGCAAACUCAUCUCAGCAUUAAUUGCACUCAAAUUAAAAGCACAUAUUAUGCUUAGUUAUCAUUUUGUAUUACUGGCCAUCUCUAUGGUUAUCCUAUAUUUUGGUCGCAACUCUGCGCUCAUUAUAUGGAUCGGUAAUGUAGUUAUAGGUUUAGCUUUUUCGUGUAUAUGGCCGUCAUUUUUCCAGUUUGGUGAAGACUUCAUAGGUCUGAGCGAUACCGUUGCCUCUGGUGUUGUUAACAGUAUGUUUGCGCCGACAAUGAAUGACAUGAAGUUUAUGUUUAGGACAUCAAUGCAAAGUAUAACACUUGUCUGCACUUGUCUUAGUGGCGGAUAUUUGAUCGGAUCUUUUGUGGCCACAGCUUUCAUGAAUGUCUUUGCAAUAUUAAUGCCAUUUUGUCCMAACAUAUGGCUCCUGUAUUUGAGUACAUUUCUCAAUUCGGUAGGCUGUGGGGCCUGGGAUUGCAGUAAUGCCGUUUGGACUAUUGAAAUGUGGGGCAACAAAAGUCCCGCUUUCUUACAAUUAUCACAAAUGAUGUUUGGUUUGGGUUCAAUCCUCGCGCCCAUCAUUGCCCGGCCCUAUCUUAUAGGUGAUCUCUCGGAAGGCAUACAAACGACAACAACACCGACAAUACAAUCACAAUCAAACUCAACGGAAACCGAUGACAUUAAUUAUUCAAUCGAUAGGCGACCACUGCUUAUAAUGCCUUACCUUAUUUCAGGUGGCGCUGGACUUAUAGGUCAGUUAUUUGAAUACAUUGUAAAGUAA
Molecule: messenger RNA, 2815 nt
Organism: Oppia nitens
Lineage: Eukaryota; Metazoa; Arthropoda; Arachnida; Sarcoptiformes; Oppiidae
Exons: 8
Coding region: 95-2815 (906 amino acids)
Biological process (GO): transmembrane transport
Source: RefSeq, a predicted model, not a curated record